UGGGACUUGAGAGAAGUGAGAAGUUCACGCAGAGAGAGUGAUGAGACCCGUGAUGAGAACACGCUCCCAGCUGAUUCCUGCGUGACUCCCGUGCGUGGCCCCUGCACCCGCACCUGCGACCAGCUGCCUCAUUAACGCAUUAACAGGUGCGCUUCCUCCUCCUGCUCCUCCUCCUCCUCACCUGUCGGCAUGUACAGCCUGAUGGAGCACGAGCUGAAGCCCCAGCCCGGCAUGAGCGGGCCCCUGAGCGGGGGGCCCCUGGGCGGGGGCCCCCACCACCCCAAGGCGGCGGCGGUGGCCCCCGGCUCCGACCCCAUGGACAAGGUGAAGCGGCCCAUGAACGCCUUCAUGGUGUGGUCCCGCGGCCAGAGGAGAAAGAUGGCGCAAGAAAACCCCAAGAUGCACAACUCCGAGAUCAGCAAGAGACUGGGCGCGGAGUGGAAGCUGCUGAGCGACGCGGAGAAGCGGCCGUUCAUCGACGAGGCCAAGCGGCUGCGGGCCGUGCACAUGAAGGAGUACCCGGACUACAAGUACAAGCCGCGCCGCAAGACCAAGCCCCUGCUGAAGAAGGAGCCGCCGCACCACCAGGCCAAGUACCCGCUGUCCGCCGGGAACCUGCUGGCGGCCGCGGCGGCCGUGGGGUCGCAGGGCCCCGGGGGCGGGGGCCCCAGCCCCAGGGUGGACGGCUACGGCUGGGGCCCCGCGGGGGGCGGGUACCCGGGCAUGCAGGGCGACGCGCUGGGCUACACGCAGCAGCUGCACCGCUACGACCUGUCGGCCCUGCAGUACUCCCCCAUGGGGGCCCAGGGCUACAUGGGGGGAGCCAGCUCCUACAGCCCCAUGUCGUACAGCAGCAGCCCCCAGCAGCCCAGCCCCGUGUCCAUGCCCAUGGUGAAGGCGGAGCCGGGGAGCCACUCGGCCUCCACGGGCACGGCGGCCUCCCACCGGGGGGCGCUGCAGGGGGACCUCCGGGACAUGAUCAGCAUGUACAUCCCCGGGCCGGGAGGGGAGGCCUCGGACCCGGCGGCGGCCCAGCGGAGCUACGGCAGCGUCCAGCAGCACUACCUCACCGGGACGGUGCCGCUCACCCACAUCUAGGCCGACCCACCCGGGAGUCGUGGGAGGGGACCCCAGCUUCCCUCCGCGUCCUGAGGCAGUUUCCCCACGUUGAGCGGAGCUGCAGAGGCGUCGGCUGGUUCUGUGUCCCGGCGUCAUCAUCACCAUCGUCACGAGCGGCUCAAGUACUGGUCCUGCUGGGUCAGCGCCGGCCCCUGAUCCCGAGUUUGGCUCAAACUCCCGUUGCACAGUUGGCUCCGCGUUGACCAGACAGGAAGUGGACUCUGUGACUCCUUCUGCAGCCCGCUGGGUUCUGGUUCCGGUUCCUCAGAGAUGUGCUGCUGCUCUUGCCGCCUGUAGUUCUUGUUUGCCAUGUUUAGUUGUAGAUUUAAGCCGUUUGUGUUCGCGUGCGCUGUCCUGCAGCUGUUUUAGUCUUUUCACUGAGUUUUGUUCCGUAGCAGGAGCCUCCGGACCGACGCCGGGUCUUCAGGAGGUUCCUUUCUUGUUUUUAAUCAACUUUGUUGCCGAAACCCCGUGGUGGCGGGUUGCUGCUCCGCCGGUCUUGGACUCUUGAGUGUGGUCACCUGUUCUGGCCUGCGGACGGAUGCCAGAUGUAUUUUUCUAAACCUUUUCUAGCGCCGGAACAUGAAUGUUUACAGGAAGUGUACUUUUCUACUGAAGUAUUUUAGCGCAGACGUUGAUGUACAUGCUGCCUUGUAGAGUUCCUCCGUGUAAAUACUGUUCAUAUUUCAGGCUCUUACACUAAGAGUUUGACUUUCUUUUAGAAUAAACCUUUUUAAUGACACUCAUGAGCAGAACGUGUUAAUAAAGU
Messenger RNA from Cololabis saira (Pacific saury), 1888 nucleotides. RefSeq names its product SRY-box transcription factor 19b (gene sox19b). Lineage: Eukaryota; Metazoa; Chordata; Actinopteri; Beloniformes; Belonidae. The transcript has 2 exons. The coding region runs from base 190 to 1098 and encodes 302 amino acids. Gene Ontology annotation, molecular function: RNA polymerase II cis-regulatory region sequence-specific DNA binding; DNA-binding transcription factor activity, RNA polymerase II-specific. The record is from RefSeq and is a predicted model, not a curated record. Gene Ontology annotation, biological process: anatomical structure morphogenesis; regulation of DNA-templated transcription; cell differentiation.